This is a messenger RNA of Ruditapes philippinarum (Manila clam), 754 nucleotides long. RefSeq lists its product as uncharacterized. NCBI's taxonomy places the organism in Eukaryota, Metazoa, Mollusca, Bivalvia, Venerida, Veneridae. The record is from RefSeq and is a predicted model, not a curated record. The coding region runs from base 137 to 754 and encodes 205 amino acids. The transcript has 5 exons.
ACCUUACAUUCAAUAUGUUGUUUCUCCAGAUGAAAUAUAUACAACCUAACCUAUUUGUGGCUUUUAUAUAGGCUCUAGUUGUAACACAUAUAAGUUGUUUCUGUGGUCGGAUUUCUGGAUAAAAUAAUCAGUAAAAAUGUGGAAAAAUAGGAUGUUUUGGAUGGAUUGUUUUGUAGUGCUUAGUAUUUACUUAAAUUGUCUUCAAUGUCAGUUGACUACAGACCUAUUAUGGGACAGCUGUGAUACAACAAUAUGCGGCGCGCGCAAUUUAAACAUCCAGUGUGAAAAGGAUUCCAAAAUUAUCAUCAACAACGUCACUUCCGGUCUAGGACAUGUAUUUGACGAAAUUAGUUAUAUGAAUUUACGUCGUUUUUGUAUGGGGAUGACUAGUUGUAAUCCCGAUCAAACUGGUUUCUGUGGUCUUCAUAAUAAAGCGAUGCAAUUCAACGUGAGCUAUACGUGUGUUAAAGAAAAGUAUAUCGACAAAACUUGUGAUAAGAUGGGUAUAGUGUUGCAAAAUAAAAGUGGUUUUAUCACCAACCCGAACUACCCCGCACAGACAUCAAUGAGGGAAUGUAAAUGGAAGAUCUUAGUACCUCCGCAACAUUAUGUGCACGUGUUUCUGCACGAGGUUGUACCGGGCUCUUCUGAACAGUGCACAAGGAAUGGCGAAGGUGGCCUUAGGUUCUCAACAAACGAUAAUUGUGGUAAAAACCGGUUUCCAACAUUUCCAGUAUGUGGUUUUAUUUCAUGA